UGUAGGCAAGUAGACACAUUUGGGCUAUUUGAACAAUUCCAAAGGCAGUUGGAGGAUAAUAGUGGAUUUUUUAUUUCUUUGUGACCUUGCCUUUUCGGCGUUAAUCCAAGAGGAUAGAUGCUAAUGAUGGAGAAUAACGGCAUGGACGCGCAUCAGGUUGGAAUCAAUCCUGAAUACGAGCCGGAGGGCCGGCCGCGGUCAUGCACUUGGCCGCUGCCGACGUGUCCGGAGGAUUUCCCUCGGGGAGUGGAUGAAGCAAAUCGAGGUCUGCCCCUGGCAUCUGUCAAACUGGAGCAGCUUCAGUACAACGUGCCGGCAUGCCGCGGUGGAGCAGCCGACGGAAGAGGUGGCGCACCCGCGGAGCUCAAACAUCCAGCCGGCGCCCCGGUCCCCAUCGCAGCCGGCGCUCCUACAUGCAUGUCUGGGGCUGCCCUCGACGUGGCCGGUCAGCUGCGCAAAGCCAAGUCGUCCCGGAGGAACGCGUGGGGAAACCAGUCGUACGCGGACCUCAUCACGCGUGCCAUUGAGAGUGCCCCUGAGAAGAGACUCACUCUGUCGCAGGUUUACGAUUGGAUGGUGCGCUUUGUCCCUUAUUUCAAGGAUAAAGGCGACAGCAAUAGUUCAGCUGGAUGGAAGAACUCCAUCCGCCACAACCUGUCCCUCCACACUCGGUUCAUCCGUGUCCAGAAUGAGGGGACAGGGAAGAGUUCCUGGUGGAUGCUGAACCCAGAGGGGGGGAAGAUGGGUAAGGGACCCCGGCGACGCGCCGCCUCCAUUGACUGCCCCAACGGCACCAAGAUCCUGAAGAGUAAAGGACGAGCCAGGGGGAAGAGGGCUGGAGCUGGAGCUGGGAGUGGAGCUGUUGGUCGGGGCAGGCGGCAGGGUUAUGGUCUGGGUCAGGGGGCUCGGCCAGGGAUGCAUCAGGGGUCUCCGGAGCAUGGUAGUCCUGCAGGGAAGGGCGGAGUAGGGGUGGGAGGAGAGGAGUACGAUGCCUGGACGGAUCUCCACUCCCGGACCUCCUCCUCAGCUUCGACGCUCAGCGGCUGCCUGUCUCCCAUCCUGGCCGAGGCUGAGCCAGAUGAGCCAGAGGAGGGAGGCCUGUCCUGCUCCACUUCCCCACGUCUCUAUCCCAGCCCUACUUCCACUCGCUCCCCUGCCCUGGGCACUGGGGGGCACUGCCCUGGCACCUCAAUGGAGCUACCCCAACUCACUGACCUGACUGGGGCUAUCAGCCUGGACGAGGGCUACCCCCACCCCCAGAACCACCCUCCGACCCAGCCUCGUAAUGGCUACCCCAGCCCCUACGGCUCCAGCCCCAAGGGGGAAGGCUCCUACUGCGGCCCCGUCUAUGGGCAGCCAUCCCUGGGCAUGCUGCGGCUCCACGCCCCCAUGCCCAUGCAGACCAUCCAGGAGAACAAGCCAGCCAGCUUCCAGCGCCCCCUGAGGGCCUACUCAGAGAACAAUGCCCUGCAGAGCCUGCUGACCGGAGGGCCUGGAGGUCCUCAGUACUGCAGUAAGGACAUGGUCACACUGGGAGGGGAAGGAGGGGAGUCACACACGCUCCUGACCCAGGUAACCAAUCAGAGUCGCAGCAGCCACAAUCAUAGCCAUAGCAACCAUAAUCAUAAUAACCAUGAGCACAGACACAAUCCAGGCCCACACAAUGGUCACGGCUCAGUUCAUGACCAGAACCCCAGCGGUCAUCAUCAGAAUGGUCACCACAAUCACGGUCACCCCAACCUGGACUACAACCAUAGCCACAAACAUCACCUCAGCCCGGGAACUGACUACAACCAGAGUCACAACCACAAACUGAACCCAAGCCAUGACCACACUCCCCGGUCCAAUCAGGGUCACCACCAUGGUCACCUCCAGGGGAGACCUAGACCUCCAGCCGUCCAGGCUCUUUCUCCCAGAGUCAACACAGAUAUCCUGCAGCCCUACAGCCUCAAAACCCCCACCCCAACCCCUAGCCACUAUGGCCCCCUUGCCCCCCAUCUCCCCACCACCAAUCCCCCGUCCCUGCCCCCCAACCCCGCCUCUGUUCUUGACAUACCCCAGGACCCCUGCCUCCGCCUGGCCUCCGCCCCGGCCCCUCACCCCCACCCCCGCCACCAGCCCUACCCCGGUACCACCUACCACCAGGGUAUAACUAUGACCGACUCCUGGCAUGGCUACUACCAUCACACCCUCCACCCCUCCCAGAACUACCAGGGACACCCCCACCACAGCACUCACCAACCCAACCGCAUGGCUCCAGACCUGGAUGUAAACGUAGAUGUUCUCCCCAGCAGCCUAGACUGUGACGUGGAGUCCAUCCUCCUCAAUGACUUUAUGGACACAGAGGGGAUGGGGAUGGACUUCAACUUUGACGGCUCCCUGUCUCAAGGAGUGGGCAUGGGCAUGAGCAUAGCGGCUUUCGCCGGAGCGCCCCAGGGACAUCACAGUCAGAACUGGGUGCCUGGGUGAAGGGGAUUGGUCGGGGAAGCCCAAGGGCCAAUCAGGACACAGCAGAAAGGCUUUCACCCACAAGGCUGAGCUGCAGGGGUCAGAGGUCAGGGAUCAGGGUCAGAACGUACCCUUGGACUGACUGUCUGAUUGACUGUGAUGCUUAAUGCUACAAGACAAAAGAACUGAAUAUGUAUUGUCAUGUUGUUUCCUGAGGGUCCCUUACAAUCUCUAUUCUCUCAUUCUCUCUCUUCCUCUCUCUCUUUGUUCAUUCUUUCCUUUCUCUAUUCCUCUCUCUGUGUUCUCUCUCUCAUUCCCUCUGCACUCGUUCUCUCUACUCCCUCUCCCCCUCUAUCUGUGUGUCCCUCCUUUCUCUCCUGUGAUGGAGUAGCACCACAGCCCCCUCCCAGCUCUGUGUUAUACCCCUUGUUCAUGUCCUUCAGUUGGUCUGCUAUACUGUAUCACGCACUUUACAUCCAUCGCUUUCAAAACAGAUGCAGUAUAACAAAGACCGGGGGAGAAGUCAUAGUUUGUGUUGGCUUAAGUUGAAUUCAUGCAAACCACUUUAUUAUCCAUCUCUUGUUAUAAAAAAGAGAGAGGCGGUAUCUUACUUGAGAACAGGAUCAAACAACUGCAUAAAUAAAUAGGUUCAGCGGGUUGAGAUGAUUGUUUUUCAUAUG
This is a messenger RNA of Salvelinus namaycush (lake trout), 3128 nucleotides long. Its product is annotated as forkhead box protein O6-like. NCBI's taxonomy places the organism in Eukaryota, Metazoa, Chordata, Actinopteri, Salmoniformes, Salmonidae. The record is from RefSeq and is a predicted model, not a curated record. The coding region runs from base 118 to 2469 and encodes 783 amino acids. Gene Ontology annotation, molecular function: RNA polymerase II cis-regulatory region sequence-specific DNA binding; DNA-binding transcription factor activity, RNA polymerase II-specific. Gene Ontology annotation, cellular component: nucleus. Gene Ontology annotation, biological process: regulation of transcription by RNA polymerase II. The transcript is spliced from 2 exons.